Messenger RNA from Loxodonta africana (African savanna elephant), 1935 nucleotides. Its product is annotated as immunoglobulin superfamily DCC subclass member 3-like. Gene Ontology annotation, molecular function: protein binding. Gene Ontology annotation, biological process: cell-cell adhesion. The record is from RefSeq and is a predicted model, not a curated record. Lineage: Eukaryota; Metazoa; Chordata; Mammalia; Proboscidea; Elephantidae. The transcript has 13 exons. The coding region runs from base 1 to 1935 and encodes 644 amino acids.
AUGGGCCGGGGGCUGCUGCUGCUGCUGCUGCUCCAGGACUGGGGCUGCACUGCAGGCUCCGAACUGGCCUUCGUGAGGGAGCCAGAGGAUGCGGUGGCCAUGCGGGACCACCCGCUGGUGCUGCCCUGCCAGGUGGAGGGCGAGCCGCCUCUGUCCAUUUCCUGGCAGCGGGAUGGACUGGUCCUGGCCAAUGACAGUGGUGCCAACCUAAUGCUGGACGGCUCCCUGCAUCUGGCCACCCUGCCAUCACUCCGGAGCCUCCCUUCCCAUGCCCACGAGUACCACUGCGUGGCCCAGAACCGCUAUGGGCGGCUGGUGAGGCGGCGGGCCCGGGUACAGUUGGCAAAGUCUGUGGAGGUGGAGCAGGGUGGAGUUGCCCGCUUCCAGGGCCUGAUCUGGGGGGUGCCUGAUCCCUCCAUCUCCUGGGAGCACAAUGGCAUGGCCCUGAGCACUGCCGACCACCGGGUCAUGCUGCUGCCUGGCGGCAUCCCCCACAUCACCAGCGUGAGCCAGGCUGAUGUGGGCACCUACCGCUCCGUGGCACGCAAUGUGGCCAGUACUCGCCACAGCCAGGGUGCCCAGCUGACCCUGAGUAGUAAGCAAGGACCAGGGGAAAUCAGCGUGGGCACCAGGCAGAAAGUGGGACCCCAGAGACUGCUGCAGGAGCCGGAGAUUCUGUCUGGGCCUCAGAACUUGACCCUCACAGUGCACCAGACGGCGGUGCUGGAGUGCAUCGCCACUGGCUACCCGCAGCCGCUCCUCUCGUGGAGCCACCUGGACGGCUGCUCCUUCGGCGUGGAGGGCAUCCAAGUCCUGGGCACCGGGAAUCUCAUGAUCUCCGAUGUGUCUGUCGAGCACUCGGGCGUCUACGUCUGCGCCGCCAACCGGCCAGGGACCAGAGUCAGGCGCACGGCGUCCUCCUGGUGCAGGUUUGUCCAGUGGCCACAGUUCUUGUCCAAGCCUCCGGGAAGCAGCGCCAUUUUCACCUGCGUGGCCCAGGGUGUCCCCAAGCCCCGUGUGGUCUGCACACUGAUGGUGGCCGGGGUCUCAGCCGAGGACGAGGCCAUCUACCAAUGCGUGGUGAACAGUGCUGGCUCCAACCAGGCCAGUGCCCACCUGGCUUUGACAGGGGCCCCAGAGCCUCUCCUUAACCGAGGCCUGCAGGCUACAGCCCUCUCCACCUCUGCCAUUCGACUAUCCUGGGAGCCAUCCCCCUCCAGUGGGGACAUCAUCGGCUAUGUGCUGCACCUCCUGCCUGUCUGUGGCAGUGGUCUUCGAGCCCCUCUGGACGCUUAUCAGGCCUCUGGAUCCUCUGCUGCCCUGGGCUUCUCCACCAAGGUGCUCAAUGCUACCACCGUGCAGGCCUCCUGGGAGCUGCCACCCCAGCUAGAGCCCAUCCAAGGCUUCAAGCUCUUUUGCCACAAGCUGCCGGCAGGCCAUUUGGAGAGGCCCCUGCUCCUGGCCGGCACUGUCAGCUCCUUCCUCUACACAGACCUGGAGCCAGCUGCCCUCUGUGAGAUCAAGCUCCAGGCAUUCAAUGGCAAUGGGGAUGGGAAUAGCAGUGCCCGCCUUGUGUCUCUGCGUGAUGUGCCCCUGACCACCAUGGACCCAUAUGGACGGAAGGGCUUCGCCUCCACCUCUGGUCCUCUGACAGUUGGCCCUGUGUCCACAGAGUCCAAGGCUGGUUGCUCUUGCAGCCAGGAUGGGAGCAGCUCACUGCCUGGGGUUGUGGUGGGUAUCCACGUGGGCCUAGCUGCCCUCAUCGUUUGCCUCCUCUGCCUUUUCCUGGGCUGCAAACACAGGGCCCCAGCCAUCAUCCUGUAUCCUCUCCAGGCUUUGCGAGCUAAGAACCUAAGGACAGUGGGGGUACUCAGCCCAGGCUGUGGGGAAACUGGGCCCCUGAAGGAGGCAAACUGUGAAACAGCUGCCUUUUAG